Messenger RNA from Callorhinus ursinus (northern fur seal), 1524 nucleotides. NCBI's taxonomy places the organism in Eukaryota, Metazoa, Chordata, Mammalia, Carnivora, Otariidae. The record is from RefSeq and is a predicted model, not a curated record.
CGCAGGUGCCGGCCGGAGCGGAGCUGGCGGCGCUGACGGGACCGGCCGGGCCGGGACCGGGGCCGGGGCUAGUGGAGGGGCCUGCGCGGCCGCCCGGCCCGGCCGCGGGUCAGGCUCCUGGGACCAUGGGCCUCAGGCCCUGAGGACGCAGGGCUCCCUGUGGCCAUGACGACGGGUGACUGCUGCCACCUCCCUGGCUCCCUGUGUGACUGCUCGGGCAGCCCUGCCUUCUCCAAGGUCGUGGAGGCCACUGGCCUCGGGCCACCCCAGUACGUGGCGCAGGUGACUUCAAGGGAUGGCCGGCUCCUCUCAACCGUCAUCCGAGCCUUGGACACGUCAAGCGAUGGUCCCUUCUGCCGGAUCUGCCACGAGGGAGCGAAUGGGGAGAGCCUGCUCUCUCCAUGUGGCUGCACUGGCACGCUGGGUGCUGUUCACAAGAGCUGUCUGGAGAGGUGGCUCUCCUCGUCCAACACCAGCUACUGUGAGCUGUGCCACACGGAGUUUGCAGUGGAGAAGCGGCCGCGGCCCCUCACAGAGUGGCUGAAGGACCCGGGGCCUCGGACAGAGAAGCGGACGCUGUGCUGUGACAUGGUAUGCUUCCUGUUCAUCACGCCACUGGCUGCCAUCUCGGGCUGGCUGUGCCUGCGCGGGGCCCAGGACCACCUCCGGCUGCACAGCCGGCUCGAGGCCGUGGGGCUCAUCGCACUCACCAUUGCCCUGUUCACCAUCUACGUCCUCUGGACGCUGAACAUCUUGCUGGCUUCCGAGUUUGGGCAAUUCUCUGACCCGGUGACAUUUAAUCCCUUCCAAGAGGCUGUACCACUUCAGUCCCAUCCUGGGAGAAACAGCAAGGGAGCUCCUUGCUCCCUGCCGCCGAGCCCUGCACUUUGCAGGGUCCCGAGUGCUGGUGGGGAGUUUUUCCAAGUCUCCUUCCGCUACCACUGCCAGCUAUACUCUGAGUGGAGAAGGACCAACCAGAAAGUUCGCCUGAAGAUCCGGGAUGCAGAUGGCUCCGAGGACGCCCAGCACUCCUCACUGGCAGCAGGACUCCUGAAGAAGGUGGCAGAGGAGACACCCGUGUGAAGGCCGGGCCAGCAGGGCCAGAGGCAGCUGGUGACGCCCUGGUAUUUGGAAGGACAAAACCGCCCGACCCUUCCUGCACGGCCGGAAUGCUUCUUAGGCCAAGAGACACCAAGCGGAGCUGAUUUCUGUGAUCCCACGUGAAGAUACUGUCCAGCUCUUUUGCACACUGUGGUACAUGAGGACAGAUGGACGUGGCCCUGAGCUGCGGACAGAGCAGGCACCCUGAUCUCGUUCUGAGGCCCACCCGGCCCCCUUGGGGGCCAGCAGCCACGGCCGUAGGUGAACCAGGGCGCCCACGGGGCUGGGAGGUUCCGCAAGCUUCUUGCACUUCUCUGCACCUGACAGGCUCGCUUUCCUGGCACCCCUCGACUUUAUAAAGUUGCACUGCGUUUCAAAAAAACCCACCCCCGAAUGAAUAAAAGGAACCCUUGCUGGACAAAA